AUGAUGCAGCAACCCAGCGCAUCCUUCACCUCUGAACUCAUCCACGCAUCCCUCGUCGUCGCCAACAACUCUUGCUCCGUCGAAGCAUUCAACAACAGCAUCAAUAACAACAGCAGCGGGGACAGGAAAAUUCGGUCGACAAGCAUUGUAGUUGGCCCCAAGAUGUCCGAGACGACGUUGGCGAACCUGGAAUACUCUAUCCAUGCCUCGCCAAGGCGGAUGACAAGGGAUUUGGCCACCGUCUUCCCCAACAAGGAUCUCUCGGGCCUGUUGGUCGUCCCUACUUUUCAAAAAUGCAAGAAUGACAUGGUUGCCUGGGAUGAAGAGAUUGCCAAGGAAAAGGACGACCGCCUGGACGACUUUAUUCGAUGGUCGAAAGCCAUUCACAGCAGCUUGGAAACGUUGGGCUACUGGUCCGAUAUGACUGAUCCCGCCUCGGGGUUUCCGUCAUUCAGCGAACGUGGUCGGGAUGUGUAUCCAGACGUCGAGGGUUGUCAAUUGCUGCUCAAAUAUGAUUUCCAGAACGCAGGCUGCUGUAAGAUCCUCCUCCACCCUAUCUGGGGCAGCAAGAUCUACCCAGCCACGUUCUUUACCACCGCACCCGUUGACAUCCUUGUCAAGGUCAUUUCGCAGGUUGAGCAGGAGCAUUCCUUGUCCAAGCCUUUCUCUGCAUGA
This is a messenger RNA of Linnemannia hyalina, 675 nucleotides long. NCBI's taxonomy places the organism in Eukaryota, Fungi, Mortierellomycota, Mortierellomycetes, Mortierellales, Mortierellaceae. The record is from the annotation of a GenBank genome assembly.